This is a messenger RNA of Hyalella azteca, 479 nucleotides long. RefSeq lists its product as uncharacterized. The transcript is spliced from 4 exons. Bases 66 to 479 code for a protein of 137 amino acids. Lineage: Eukaryota; Metazoa; Arthropoda; Malacostraca; Amphipoda; Hyalellidae. The record is from RefSeq and is a predicted model, not a curated record.
CACUCCUACCCGGCCAGUCCAUCAAGUACAAGCUCAGCAUUAUCAUACCUAAACUCACCACAGCCAUGGACCUUCUGGUCGAUAUCUUCGUGAGGGACGCCGUGUCGGGCAUCACGCCCUUCGCGCUCUGCAACUUACAAAUUACGGCGUUCGGCUCCCUGAUCACGAGUGGCACGGGCGGCGCUCUUACAGCGGCAUCUUUCACACCCGACAUCAAGGAGAAUGCUUUCCUCUCUGGAGUGAACGAUCGAGCAACCAUUGACUUCAGCAGUGUGCUGAACAACCCGGCCAUCAAUUGCGCUGGACCCUUCACUAACAACACCAUCGAGAUCACCUUCACUGCGUUACUGAUCAACAACCCUUCCUACACCAACACUGCAGCCAACGUCACCGUCGGAGCCACGUACGCGGGGGGAAACGUGUGGCUCGCGAUGAUGUCCUACAACUACGAUAUGACUGCGCAACAAUCCUCAGUUUAG